AUGAAUAAUACUUCGAUAACACAUUUUCUGAGCUUUCAGAAUCCACUAUGCACCCUCCAUCCUAAUGAUCAUUUGGCCUUGGAAGGCCCGCUUUCCAGGGUGAAGUCCUUAAAGAAGUCUCUCCGCCAGUCCUUCCGCCGGAUACGAAGGAGCAGAGUGUCAAAUCAGAAGCGGCAAACUGCCCAGGAGGGAAUUUCCAGGCAUAAUCGUGACGCAUUACAAGAAAUUGAAUUAGCUCCAGUCCAACGAAAGAUUGAAGCACGAUCAGCAGAGGAUUCUUUCACGGGCUUCGUCCGCACGUUAUAUUUUGCUGACACCUUCCUAAGGGACAGUUCUCGGCACAGCCCUUCUUUGUGGGCAGGUACCAAUGGGGGCACAGUGUAUGCUUUCUGCUUGCGUAUUCCUCCAGCAGAGAGAAGAAUGGAUGAGCCUGUGAGAGCAGAGCAGGCCAAAGAGAUCCAGCUAAUGCAUAGAGCUCCAGUUAUUGGCAUUAUUAUUCUGGAUGGCCAAAGCACUCCUCUUCCUGAACCACUUGAAGUAGCACACGACCUCUCCAAAAGUCCCAACAUGCAAGGUUGUCAUCAGCUUCUUGUAGUGUCUGAAGAACAACUUAAGGUUUUCACAUUACCCAAAGUCGUCUCCAAACUGAAGUUGAAACUUACAGCUCUGGAAGGCUCCCGGGUGCGAAAAGUGGCCGUUGCCAACUUUGUUAGCUCUAAGACCGAGCAUAGUGAGAAUGACUUGGCUGUCCUAACAAAUCAGGGAGACAUCCAGAUUAUCUCUCUGCCGUCACUUAAAAUCCAAGCGCGUUAUCCCUGUAUUCGCAAGGAGGAUGUGAGUGGCAUUGCUUCCUGUGUGUUCACCCGAUAUGGACAAGAAAACAAUGUUUACCAGAUGAAACAAAGUGGAAGGCUGAAAAUGUCAGGGGUACAGCCUCUGAUUUGUACUCACUCUCCCAGAUUCAAUUCCUCUGCUUCAGACUACAGCCUGAAAACAUGA
Messenger RNA from Notechis scutatus (mainland tiger snake), 999 nucleotides. NCBI's taxonomy places the organism in Eukaryota, Metazoa, Chordata, Lepidosauria, Squamata, Elapidae. The record is from RefSeq and is a predicted model, not a curated record.